Messenger RNA from Colletotrichum fioriniae, 1536 nucleotides. It is a transcript of the gene GCD11, whose product is annotated as eukaryotic translation initiation factor 2 subunit gamma. Gene Ontology annotation, cellular component: eukaryotic translation initiation factor 2 complex; cytosol. NCBI's taxonomy places the organism in Eukaryota, Fungi, Ascomycota, Sordariomycetes, Glomerellales, Glomerellaceae. Gene Ontology annotation, molecular function: translation initiation factor activity; GTPase activity; tRNA binding. Gene Ontology annotation, biological process: formation of translation preinitiation complex. The record is from RefSeq and is a predicted model, not a curated record.
AUGUCUGCCAACGGCGAUAACAAGUACGACGACAUCGAGUCGGAGUCCGACUCUGGCGAGUCCGUCGAGGAGCAGACCGAGCUCAACGAGGAGAAGACUCUCAAGCCCGCCCUCAAGAAGUCCUCCAACCCCGUCACCGCCGACAUCACAGUUCAGCGUCCUGUUCUGCCCCCGCAAACCGAUCCCAAAGACCUCGACGUCAAGACCCUCAGCCCCCUCACCCCCGAGAUUAUCGCUCGCCAAGCAACAAUCAACAUCGGUACCAUCGGCCAUGUCGCCCACGGAAAGUCUACCGUCGUCAAGGCUAUCUCCGGCGUUCAGACCGUCCGUUUCAAGAACGAACUGAUCCGUAACAUUACCAUCAAGCUUGGUUACGCCAACGCGAAGAUCUACCAGUGCGACAACCAGGAGUGCCCUCGGCCAGGAUGCUUCAGGAGUUACAAGAGUGAGAAGGAGGUCGACCCCCCUUGCGAGCGCGAGGGCUGCAGCGGUACCUACAGAUUAUUGCGCCACGUUUCCUUCGUCGACUGCCCCGGUCACGACAUUCUCAUGAGCACCAUGCUGUCAGGUGCCGCCGUCAUGGACGCCGCCCUGCUGCUCAUUGCUGGCAACGAAACCUGCCCCCAGCCCCAGACCUCUGAGCACUUGGCUGCUAUUGAGAUUAUGAAGCUGGACAAGAUCAUUAUCCUCCAGAACAAGGUCGAUCUUAUGCGCGAGGAGGCCGCUCAGCAACACUACCAGUCCAUCCUGAAGUUCAUCAGAGGUACCGUUGCCGGAAAGUCUCCCGUUAUCCCCAUCUCUGCCCAGCUCAAGUUCAACAUCGACGCUGUCAACGAGGCCAUCGUCAACACCAUCCCCGUGCCCCCUCGUGACUUCACCCAGGACCCCCACAUGAUCGUCAUUCGAUCCUUCGACGUCAACAAGCCCGGUGCCGAAAUUGACGACCUCAAGGGAGGUGUCGCUGGUGGCUCUAUUCUGCACGGUGUCCUCAAGCUCGGUGACGAGAUUGAGAUCCGUCCCGGUAUUGUCACGAGAGACGACAAGGGUGCCCUCAAGUGCACUCCCAUCUUCAGCAGAAUCGUCUCCCUCAACUCCGAGUUCAACGACCUCAAGUACGCCGUCCCCGGUGGUCUCAUCGGUGUCGGUACCCGCAUCGACCCCACCCUCUGCAGAGCCGAUCGUCUCGUCGGUUUCGUCCUGGGUCUCAAGGGACGCCUGCCCGAGAUCUACAGCGAGAUCGAGGUCAACUUCUACCUCCUGCGCCGUCUCCUCGGUGUCCGCACCGCCGACGGCAAGCAGGCCAAGGUCGCCAAGCUCACCAAGAACGAGGUCAUCAUGGUCAACAUUGGUUCCACGUCCACCGGUGCCAAGGUUGCCGCCAUCAAGAACGAUGCCGCCAAGCUCGUCCUCACCUCCCCUGCCUGCACAAACAUUGGCGAGAAGGUCGCCCUGUCCCGUCGUAUUGAGAAGCAUUGGCGUCUGAUUGGUUGGGCCACCAUCGCUGCCGGUGUCACCCUCGAGCCCAGCUCGUCUUAA